AGCCUAGGAGAGGCAUAAGCACCCAUCAGUGGCUCAUCCAUCAGAUCCUGGCACUGUGGUCUCUGGUCCUCACAGCAAUUCCCGGAGGAAGGGGUUGUCUCCAUCUUAGGUGAGGAAACUGGCUGAGAGGAAGUCACUUCCCAGAGUUGCCCAAUUCGGCAUGUGACUCCUGUUCCCAGUAUCAUAGUUCCUUCAGAUCAGGGAAUUGAUCCCAGGAUGACAGUUCUCAUCAACCCUGAUCAGUGGGUAGAGGCCUCCUAGAGCACCACGUCAGGAAAAGCUCUGAGGCCCAGUGCGGUUCCCUAGGAGGCAUGCUGUGAUUGAGCAGUGACCUCCACAGUGUGGUAUGGCUGUAGGUAGGAUCAAAAGACACCAUCUUUCCAUCAUGUGGCCUCCACCUCCCUGGAGCCUCAUUUCUCUAUGGGAAUAUUCAGCUUCCAAGUCUCAUCUUCACAACCGUUCCCUCCGAAGCUGAUGGGACCACCAUCACCAGUCCAAAUUCAGUCUAAGGAACUGGUCCGGACUGGUAAAGUGACUCACCUGGUCUUCACUGCAAGUUAGCGUCCAAGGUUUCUGGCUCUCUGAAGAUCUUUCCUCUUCACGGAGCUGAGGCUGGUGGUUUCUGUCCAGGGGAACUCACAUUGCUCAUCCCUUCUCCGAUCCAGCAGCCCUGUUGAAAAACAAUAUGCCUCCCAGGAAAGAACUGCUCUCCCAGAGGGUGCCGAUAAGAGCUUUGACAUGUUUCAAACGUGUGCCGAAGGAAGGAGGAAGAGAUGGGUCAGGCCCACCUGCUGCCCCCACCACACACCUGUUCCCUAUCCGUGGAGGAAGGCAGGGUGGUCCACCCUGCAGUCUUCCCAUGUGCUCAGAAUCCUGCCAGGUGCCUAACUGUCACCAUUUUAUUUCGUCUCCAUGACAGUCCUGUGAAGUAGCUAUUCACCUCUCCAUUUUACAGAUGGAGAGACUGAGACUCCGAGAUCAUGGCUAGCCAAGAUCAGAGAAAGAGAUGGCCAUGGUCUUUGAGGAGGCUUCAUUAGUGUGUUUCUCAGUGUGUUUUAUAUAUAUUUCCACCAUAAGAGAGGAAAUAGGGGGAGAAAAAGAGAUUAUGACAUGUUUAAAUAUCUCAAAGUUCUACAAUCUAAAGAAAAACUACUGUUGGGUGGAUAUAUUUUCUUCUAGACUUUCCAGAAUUAGGGUUUGGGUUGGUUGUUUUUCUUUUUUUUUAAAUGGAUAGUUAUAAUUUUCCUAGACAUGCAAUUUAUCCUUAUGAUACCUAGCAUUAUGGCAUCAGCCCCCUCUAUGAGGCCGCUGACUUUUCUGAGCAUGAUUUUUAUGGACUCCGUAAGAUGCCCAGGAGACUUCAGCAGCCAUCCUGAGUGGGCUGGGAAACCCUAGCCCGGAAUCAGGAGACCAGAGCCUGAACAUGGGCUGCCACCACCUUGCCAGGGGGCCAUGGAAAGUCAUCGCACAGUGGGCUACAGCCUCCUCGUCACUAAGGUGCCCGGCUGCAUACCCCACACUAUAGCCUUCGUGGCAGCAAAUGAGCAAAGGCCUUUUAUGAACUAUAAAGAGCUAUAAAGGUGAGAAUUUUCCUUAUCUUUCCUCAGUCUACCCCUGAGAAAGUUCCACCUUUCCCUUGGCUCCUGAGCCUUUGGCUAAGGGCAUGGAGCCACAGUGCCAGGCCCUAGCAUCUCUGAGACACUCCUAUAAAGGCACCCCUCCUGAUGUUACCCCAGGAGGGACUUCCUCUGCUCAGGACAGGGACCCUGACUCUCAGACACUGGCCCACGCCUCCACAGUGGUAAGGCAUCUCAGGGAUUUCUCCUUUCUCUUGACUGCCUGGGACCAUCUCCAACCCCCACCCCACCCCCCGAGAGACCUCGGAGCUCUGCUGGGAGCUCAUGAAAGCCCCCCUGCUCCCCCAGAGCCACUGAGUAUUAAAGACCAUGGCACCUCCCUCCUCCUUUCCCAGCAAAGUACGGAAACGUGCGUUCCACUUGAACCAGUUGUGAGGUUACUGCAGCCCAGUACAGUUCCAGUCUCUGCCCACCUCCCCUGUGUCAUCCUCCAUGUCCUCUAAAACAGACACCAGCUGACCUCCAGGAGUAGCUGCAGACGCGGGGGAGAAUGCGAGUCCAGCCCUAGCCCGUCGUCACUGGCUCCGACCACCUGCCACUGGGAAUGUCCAGGCCUGGCACAGAACAGGGGCCCCGGCCGAGGUGGCCACUGUGCAGGGCUGGGCGCGGGCCUCGUCCAGGGUGCUCCAGGAACAGGCACAAGCACAGCCCCCACCAUGCUGUGGCCCCUGCUGCUGCCCCCACUGCUGUUGCUUGCUGUGAGCAGGGCCCAGACGACCCGGCCAUGCUUCCCCGGAUGCCAGUGCGAGGUGGAGACCUUUGGCCUCUUCGACAGCUUCAGCCUGACCCGCGUGGAUUGCAGUGGCCUGGGCCCCCACAUCGUGCCCGUGCCCAUCCCCUUGGACACCGCCCACUUGGACCUGUCCUCUAACCGGCUGGAGACUGUGAAUGAGUCGGUGCUGGCAGGGCCAGGCUAUACCACACUGGCUGGGCUGGAUCUCAGCCACAACCUGCUCACCAGCAUCUCGCCCACCGCCUUCUCCCGCCUUCGCUACCUGGAGUCGCUUGACAUCAGCCACAACGGCCUGGCAGCCCUGCCGGCGGAAAGCUUCACCAGCUCACCCCUGAGCGACGUGAAUCUCAGCCACAACCGGCUCCGGGAGGUCUCGGUGUCGGCCUUCACUACCCACAGCCAGGGCCGGGCACUGCACGUGGACCUCUCCCACAACCUCAUCCACCGCCUUGUGCCCCACCCUGCGGGGGCCAGCCUGCCCACACCCACCAUCCAGAGCCUGAACCUGGCCUGGAACCGGCUCCGCACCAUCCCUGACCUCCGGGACCUGCCCCUGCGCUACCUGAGCCUGGAUGGCAAUCCCCUGGCUGCCGUGGGCCCCGGUGCCUUCAGGGGGCUGGCGGGCCUGACACACCUGUCACUAGGCAGCCUGCAAGGCCUCCCCCAGCUGGCGCCCUAUGGCUUUCAUGAUUUGCAGAGCUUGCAGGUCUUGGACCUGUCAGGCAACCCUAAGCUCAAGUGGGCAGGAGCUGAGGUAUUCUCAGGCCUGGGCUCCCUGCAGGAGCUGGACCUGUCAGGCACAGGCCUGCUGCCUCUGCCCGAGACGUUGCUCAUCCACCUGCCGUCACUGCAGAGCAUCAGUGUGGGCCAGGGUAUGCGGUGCCAGCGGCUGGUGCGGGAAGGCGCCUACCCCCGGCAGCCUGGCUCUAGCCCCAAGGUGGCCCUGCACUGCAGAGAUGCCCGGGGAUCGGCUGCUGAGCGCCCCAACACUUUGUGACGAAUGGUGUAGCCUGGGGCCAUAGAACAGACUGCUGCCCUGGGCUUCCUCAGGUCCUGGGUAACUUAUAUUUUCAUGUGCCAACGCCAGGGGUGGGGGAGACCCUGCAGGCCCGUGUGGCAGCAUCCUUGGAAAAGAGCUGUGGACCCAGGGGGAGGCUUUGGAGCUGGGACCAACACCCAGGAGCAAAGUCUUGCCCCCUUUGUCAUCCCCCAAACCAUAAGGAGAAAGUCUUUGAUGCCAAACCAGACAGCAGUCCCCUGCUGUCCUUCCCCACUUUGUCCCCAAAGUGCCUUCCCUCAGGCCUGGGCCAGCCUGACUUGUGACAGAAGGAGGGUGGAAGAGAGCCCCUGCUGCAGCAGAGCAUCCCCUCGGGCCUGCAGUCCAGUCACAUGGGCAGGGGCGGCUUUUACAAGGCAGUCCCCCUCUUUGUUCUGGGCACACGAGGCCUCCUUCCUCCUUUUCUUUUCCUCUAGAACCUGGGUAGAACCUUCGUCAUGGAAGGGACUAGAAAAAAAUACCAAGUGCACCUCCUCGCAACCGAGGGGGCAGCUGAGGUCUAGAAAAGGAACAUGGCUAAUCUGAGGUAAUGCAGCAGAGGCAUGACCGGCCCCAGCACCCUGCCUCCCAGGGAGGCCCUUUUACUUUUCUGUCUUCUCUAAAUCAUGCCCUCUGUCCCCUUCCCGGGCUCCCGCAUCCCAGGACAGGCAAGGACCUCGGAGGUGGGACCCUGGGCUCCAUAACCAGCUGUGUGGCACUGGUUAAGUCAGGUCACUGCGGAGUCUCUGGAAGCUUCAGGCAAGCCAGUUCGAGGCCUACCAGUUUCCCCACUCUGGCAUGGGGUCCCCCAGCAUCAAGAAUGAAAAUGCAUCCAGUGACCCCUGAGGUACUGCCUCGAAACCCAGGUCUUGGAAGUCAAUGAAGUUCUGGAAACCCCAAGGGGCCUCCUGGGUUCAGCCUCCCACUAGCUCUGAGCCCAAGGCCCUAUCUCAUCCAUCCAUCAGGAGGCGGGUACCCCCAUCAGUGUUUAUGCUCUGCCCAGGUGGCAUCUCAGCUUCCCAGCCCUGGGCUCUUUCCUUAGUAUUUGUUUUAUAAAAAUCGUUGCCUUUGUAAUGGACUGUCACUUGGACCACCCCCAUCCCCCCACCCCUGCCGGCAGGGGCUAGAAACGUUUCAUUUGUAAAAGAAGGAAAACAUUGCAUUUGUUCACUUUUGUAAUGCUGUGUCCUGGGGAUGCCUUGCGGGAGGAGGUGUUGGGGGAGAAGCCAGGCAUAGGUGGCCCAUUGGGGCUCCAUGGGCUGGUCCCACAGAGAUGCCCACAGGACAGUGAGAGCUCCAUCCUCCCCCACCAGGCCCACCCUACACCUACCUGGUCCUUGAUUUAAUAAACACUACAAACAGUC
This is a messenger RNA of Nyctereutes procyonoides (raccoon dog), 4770 nucleotides long. RefSeq names its product tsukushi, small leucine rich proteoglycan (gene TSKU). Gene Ontology annotation, molecular function: protein binding. The transcript has 2 exons. The record is from RefSeq and is a predicted model, not a curated record. NCBI's taxonomy places the organism in Eukaryota, Metazoa, Chordata, Mammalia, Carnivora, Canidae. The coding region runs from base 2294 to 3367 and encodes 357 amino acids.